Vollenhovia emeryi is the source of this 1419-nucleotide messenger RNA. Its product is annotated as putative gustatory receptor 28b. The record is from RefSeq and is a predicted model, not a curated record. Gene Ontology annotation, cellular component: dendrite; membrane; neuronal cell body. NCBI's taxonomy places the organism in Eukaryota, Metazoa, Arthropoda, Insecta, Hymenoptera, Formicidae. Gene Ontology annotation, biological process: sensory perception of taste. Bases 44 to 1315 code for a protein of 423 amino acids. The transcript has 3 exons.
GAUUGUUAUUUUCUAACGAAUUUCUGCUAAUCGUAGGUUGAAAAUGCAAAGACAAGCCAAAGACAAAAUGUGGAAAAGAUGGGGGCUGUUCCAAGCCACGGAUUUCCAAUCUUUAAUGUAUCCCUGCUUCACCUUUUGCCGCAUUCUCGGGAUAUUUCCGUACAAACUGAAGGCUUCAACUUUCGAAGCGUCGAAACCGUGCUACAUCUUAUCAAUUGUGAUCAGCUGUAUUUAUUGCGUUUUCGACGUAAUAUUAAUUCAUGGUAUUAUUGCUUCGAAAAUGGACUUUGGAAGUGUUACAAAGAAGCUUCAAGUUACCAUUUACUAUGUGUCGAGCGAUUUCUUAGUAAUUAUCACGCAUGUCUUGAACAGUGCACGAAUGCGCUUGUCACAGACUAUGUUGGAGAUUUCUGCAAUAUUACCACCGGAUUCCUAUCAAGAGCUAUCCAGAUUCAUCCAUACCAAAGAUAUAUUGGCUAUUAUUUUGAGGAUUAUAAACAUAUAUCUAAAUUUUUAUAAACUACUAACAUAUCAAUUAAAUUUCACUGAAACGCCACUUUCAUUAAAUAUCAUAUUGGUGAUUACAAUAUUUACAGUAUACGCUGCUCUACUGGAAUUACAAAUAAAUAUGCUGUAUAUAAAUUAUAUUUGUGUAUUAAAGGCCUGUUUCAAAAGAAUUAAUGACAAUCUGGCGCACAUACAAAAACUUAUGAUAAACGACAUGAAACAAUGCAAUCUCGGAUUAAUCUCUCGUGUGCACAGAAAUCAAGUUCUGCUAGUAGAAUUACAGACUUUGAGGAAGCAGCAUCUGAUGAUCAGCAAUACGGUGCAAAUGUUGAAUAUAGUCUUCAGUCUGCCAUUGCUUGCCAGUAUAAUCUUAUGCUUUUGUGUUACCAUCUUUGACUUAUAUUUCAAUGCGGUGCACUGGAAUAUGCAAGAUGGAAUAUUUAUUAGUUUAGACAGGUACCUUCUUGAUAGGCUUUUAACGGCCAUGAUGUAUAACUGUGUAAAAAUAGUAUUACUUGCGUGGGCCUGUGAGACAACUAAAAAUCAGGCCGAAGGGAUUGUUACCACCAUUCACGAUUUACUUAACAGUACUGAUAAUAAACAAAUAAAAAAGGAGUUGCAGUUGUUUUCUUUACAAACGUUACAUUGCAAAAAUAUAUUUUCGCCGAAAGGUUUUACUGUAGAUUCAACGCUUCUUGCAACAACAGUGGGUACUAUUGCCAUGUAUUUAUUAAUACUACUACAAUUCUUAAAUAUGUCGCAUUCUUGCGACGAAAAGGCAGCAAUCAGUGUUACACAACCUAAUUGAAAAAGAUAUGAUACAUCAUAAAAAGAAAUUGUUUUAAUACUACAAAUACUCUUUUUUGCCCUUGUUAAUAAAAUAUAAUCGAAACAUUUUAUAUACACACACAC